This is a messenger RNA of Rhodofomes roseus, 1359 nucleotides long. RefSeq lists its product as uncharacterized. The record is from RefSeq and is a predicted model, not a curated record. Bases 1 to 1359 code for a protein of 452 amino acids. Lineage: Eukaryota; Fungi; Basidiomycota; Agaricomycetes; Polyporales; Fomitopsidaceae. Gene Ontology annotation, biological process: carbohydrate metabolic process. The transcript has 4 exons.
AUGGAUUUUAUUGAGGAUCGUGCAAGUAGUCCUCAGAUGGCGAAACUCAACCGGGCCGAUAUCGAGUCGCUGAAGAAGAAGCGGGAGGACAAGAUGUCCUUUAGCACAUUCAUGACGAUGCUGAAGCUUCUCGAGGAGGAUGUAGCGGCACACGCGAUCCUUGAAUGCCAGGAAUUCUGGGACUCCCGUGACAGCAUAUGCCCACCUGUCCCUCAGCCAUUCGAUUUCAUCAGCCUCAUUUAUGCACUGGCCCACGAAUCAGUCGUACGGCAGGCACCUGACGGACGGCUGAGCGUCCUCCUGAACGGAGACGGCUCGACUGAUCCAGGUGCUGCUGAUCCUGCCAGCAUGGGUAACGUGAUCUGCUGGCUACUCGCAGGAGGAGGAGGAACGCAGGCGACACGAUCGACCGGAGUGAACGCGGCGAGCUCUACGCUGCGCGACGCAGUGGAGAAGCAGUAUCGCUACAUCAUAAUGAGUUGUCCCCGUGCUUCGGGAACGUUCUCACACCGCAUCGACUGCAAGCAGAUAUGGUCCGAAACGGUGUACAUGCUCCCGCCCUUUCUUGUCGCUACGGCGCUGUCACAGAUCCGAUACAACAACGGCGUCAAUGACUCCAUGACUCCCGCCUUCCUCAUCGAAUAUGGCCUACAGCAGAUCGUCCACGCAGCAAAGGUGCUGCAAGCUCCGAGUGGGGAGUGGUCACACAUCUAUGACUUCGAUGCGCAAGACUUCAAGCGAAAGGCGUGGUGGGGCGUCGGGAACGGCUGGGCGUGCUGCGGCAUUGUCAGAGUGCUCGGCAUGCUCGUCCGCCCUCAGGCUGCGGAGACGAGCCGAAACAACGUCGACCGGCGGUUUGAGCUCUCUAGGACGAUCGCGGGCAACGCAGCGAAUAUGCCGCUCAUCCGACAGUGCGGCUCGAUACUCCUGUUGACUCUCCGCGCGUGCUUAAAACACAUGCGGCCUGAUGGGCUCUUUCACGACAUCCUGGAUGACCGCUCAACGUUUGUCGAGACGAACCUGCCCCAGAUGCUCGCCUACACUAUCUUCUGCCGCGCCCUCCUCCGCAGACACGCUUCGGGGUUCCAGUUGUCGGGCCCGUGCUACCUACCGGAGCUCGGCGACGAUGAGAUGAACGGGUGGCUGCAUACGGUGGAGCAGAUGCGCAAGGCAGCAGUGGGUAAGACGGAUGGGUGGGGCUUCGUGCGAGACGUUUGUGGGAGCCCCCGUUUCGACAAGGCAGGUACUGCGGAGGAAGGCCAGGCAUGGGCGAUAAUGAUGGAGGUUGCACGAACAUCGGAGUUGUGGCCGCAUGUGCACUUCCCAGCCUAUGAGAUGCCGUUGAAUAUGGCAUACUGA